Pelobates cultripes (western spadefoot toad) is the source of this 297-nucleotide messenger RNA. The record is from the annotation of a GenBank genome assembly. NCBI's taxonomy places the organism in Eukaryota, Metazoa, Chordata, Amphibia, Anura, Pelobatidae.
GAUAUUGCGAAGAUUUUCCCUAAAACACCCCUUAUGUCUGAGACUGAAUGGAGGAAUCUGGGAUGCCAGCAGAGUCAGGACAGGGUGCACUACAUGAUCCAGGAGCCUGAACCCCAACAUCAUACUGUUUCGAAGGACUUUGCCAAAGAAGAUCUAAGAUCCUAUAUCAUGGCUAUUCUUGUUGGCUACAUACGAGCACCUCAGAUUUUAUGCAAGUUUUCCUCAGAUUUUAUUGGACGUUGCCGCAUAACAUUCUUCAUUUCUCGACAAAAUGAUUUUCAUCAAGAUCCACGCUGA